GAUGGCGACCCCCUGUUCACUAUUUUAUGUACUCCUAACACUCUGAGUAAAUAUUAUCGAAUAGUUACCCGACACAACUGUAGACAAUUGUAACCGAUAAAGACAAAGUUUCCUUAUGUUAUCGUCAAUGCCACAUUUUGUUGACUUUCCAAUGUUAACCGUCGACGUUGUCCCAAGUCUUAUCUUACACUGAAGGGGAAACAGCAUUAUCGGUAUGGCUACCGACAGCAGAAUACAGUUCUGGAAGCGAAAUCCGAAGGGACCGGGGAGUCUCCAGCCUGUGUAUGGGGCUCAGCACCCUCCCCUGGAUCCGCGGAUCCCCAGAGCGUUCGUCAAAGACACCCCAAAGUCAAACAGCACUCAGAAUGUCAAAUCAUCCAAGAAGGCCUCCAGUUUCAUGGAGUUUGCACGGAGCACCAAUGAUGCCUGGGACAUCGACGAUGAGGAGGACGAAGAUCUGUUCAUGGCGGCUGCACCCCCCGCACAUGUACCCACCCAUGCCCCUGCGCCUGCACCCUCACCCCACCUUCGACCCUCAGCGCUGCCCGUGUUCGUAAGCCCUCCCGCCCCCUCGGACAGCGAUUCGGAGUGCCAGCCCUCCUCUGACACACUGGGGUCGCUCAGGAGCGAGUCUAGCCAUGACCAGCAGAGGACAGAAGGGAGGUCUACCAAUGGCAGGGUGGUCAAGUCCAAUAGUGAAGCCCAACUCAACACAUCCUCAGUGCGCUCCAGUCUCCAGAAGCAGCAGUCGUUGCCGGUGCGGCCCAUAGUCCCGCUGGUGGCGCGCAUCUCGGACCAGAACGCCUCGGGGGCGCCGCCCAUGACCAUACGCGAGAAGACCCGCCUGGACAAGUUCCGACAGCUACUGGCCAGCCCCAACACAGACCUGGAGGAGCUUCGGAAGCACAGCUGGUCGGGCAUCCCGCGGGAGGUUCGGCCCAUCACCUGGAGGCUGCUAUCGGGCUACCUGCCUGCCAACAUGGAGCGGCGGGAGCAGGUGCUGCAGAGGAAGAGGGAGGAAUACUUUGGCUUCAUCGAGCAGUACUACCACUCACGCACCGACGAGCACCACAGAGACACCUACAGACAGAUCCACAUCGACAUCCCAAGGACGAACCCUCUAAUCCCGCUCUUUCAGCAGCCACUGGUGCAGGAGGUGUUUGAGAGGAUCCUCUUCAUCUGGGCUAUACGUCACCCGGCCAGCGGAUACGUGCAGGGCAUCAAUGACCUCGUCACACCCUUCUUUGUCGUCUUCCUCUCCGAGUUUGUGGAGGAGGAUGUGGAGAAUUUCGAGAUGUCUGGUCUGCCCCUGGACACUCAGCGCAAUAUCGAAGCAGACAGCUUCUGGUGCAUGAGCAAGCUCCUGGAUGGCAUACAGGAUAACUACACAUUCGCGCAGCCUGGCAUUCAGAUCAAAGUCAAGGCCCUGGAGGAGCUGGUCAGCAGAAUCGAUGAGGACGUCCACGGCCACUUCCAGAAGUGUGAGGUGGAGUACCUGCAGUUUGCCUUCCGCUGGAUGAACAACCUGCUGAUGAGAGAGCUGCCUCUACGCUGCACCAUCCGCCUCUGGGACACGUACCAGGCCGAGUCGGAGGGAUUCUCUCAUUUCCACCUGUACGUCUGUGCUGCCUUCCUCAUCAAGUGGCGCAAAGAAAUCCUCUCUAUGGUCGACUUCCAGGGACUCUUGAUGCUUCUCCAGAACCUUCCCACAAUCCAUUGGGGUAAUGAGGAAGUGGGCCUACUCUUGGCCGAAGCAUACAGACUCAAGUACAUGUUCGCGGACGCCCCCAAUCACUAUAAGAGAUAGACUAAGUCCCUAUGCAAAUGGCACAACAAAAACGAUGGCAUGGACCUGGAAGCUUGAAGAUUUUUUGUGUAUUCUUUUUUUUAUUAUUAUUUUGUUUUAUUUUGACUGACAAAAACCCUUUGAAUUGACUGAUAUCAAACUAGUGAUGGUACAGGUGAGAAGAUGGAAAUGUGUGAGUAUGCGCGUGUGUGUGUGUGUGUGUGUGGAGAGAAGGAGGGGUGUGUAUCUCAACACUCCUGUCAGAUGUAGUAUACCCCCCAACCACCACCAACACCACCACCGCUGUACCUGUCACCCUCCUCCCAUAGAUGGAUACCCACACACCCUGUGAAUUUAAUGUAGCCCAAACUUAUCACGUCAAGACUGCAGGAGCAGUCCAGCAGCAGUGAGUCUCAGUGGUGACACAAAGACAGGAUGUUCCUUUCUGUCACCAUUCUCCCCCAAUCACAUCCAACACGACAGCCAGCCAACCGACCAACCAGCCAGCCAGCCAGCUAACAGGGCGUCCACCCCAUACCAGCUACAACAUGGUGGAUAUUGUGCAAAGGAUGGUGUGAACUGGAGGGCGUCGGAAAGUGUGCAUGGGUGGC
Engraulis encrasicolus (European anchovy) is the source of this 2397-nucleotide messenger RNA. It is a transcript of the gene tbc1d22b, whose product is annotated as TBC1 domain family, member 22B. The record is from RefSeq and is a predicted model, not a curated record. The coding region runs from base 215 to 1807 and encodes 530 amino acids. The transcript has 13 exons. Gene Ontology annotation, biological process: activation of GTPase activity. NCBI's taxonomy places the organism in Eukaryota, Metazoa, Chordata, Actinopteri, Clupeiformes, Engraulidae. Gene Ontology annotation, molecular function: GTPase activator activity.